CAUAUGGCGGCGCCAUUAGGGCUGGAUACUCACUCUGCUUUUUCUCCGCAUAAAGUGGAGACCAAGUCUAGCAUCUGUGCCUGGAUCGCCUGCUUUUUUCCUGUCCGGGUUUCUGCUUACGUUGUUGCCGCUGCGCGGCAUCGACAUUGUAGCUGAAAAACUCGACACCACUACAUUAUGCAUGUCAGUAUGGGGGUAUUGCUAUGGUGAAGACAUGUCUGAAUCAAGGAGCAGAUUUAUAUGCCAGGAGAACGGACAAUGCAUCUGUUUUACAUUCUGCUUGUACUGGUAUCCACGACGAUGUCUUGACUUUUUUACUGGAGAAAGGAUUGAAAAUUGAAGAUAAAGAUAAGAAUUCAUAUACACCAUUACAUUACGCUACUUAUCAUGGCAAGAACAUAGAAGUCGUGAAUGUUUUACUCAGAAACAAUUGUAACAUUGAAGCAAAGUCAUCGGAUGGGGAGACAGCUUUGUUUCUAGCAAGCUGGAAAGGAAACGCUGACAUCGUCAGACUGCUCAUCCAAUCAGGCGCCAAUCUAGGAGUCACGGCAGAAGGAAAGUCUUGUGUUGAUAUUGCGCUGGAAUGAAAUCAUGAAGAGACUGUAAAAAUACUCCGUGCUGCAAUAAGGGAGAAAAUGAACUGAAGAUGCACAACACAUAUAUCAACUUGGUGUAAAAUGAAGCCAUCUUCGAUUUAUGGUGCUGAAUGAUUUAACGCUAAUUUGUUUUCAACAUCAGUUAAGUCUAAAUGUAUUGAAAUAUUAGCAUAAAUAUUUCAACAACAAUGACAGGUCUCAUGCCACUAAUCAAUCAAUGGCUGCUCGUAGCCCCUCAAUUUAAAUGCCUUGCAAGAAUCAAUGAAAUGUUUUAAAUAUUUUUUUUCUCAGGUGCUUCCUGUUGCGUGAUCACCUGGGUCAAAGGUGAGACCAACUUGUGG
Saccoglossus kowalevskii is the source of this 937-nucleotide messenger RNA. Its product is annotated as palmitoyltransferase ZDHHC17-like. The record is from RefSeq and is a predicted model, not a curated record. Gene Ontology annotation, biological process: protein K6-linked ubiquitination. Gene Ontology annotation, cellular component: BRCA1-A complex; BRCA1-BARD1 complex. Lineage: Eukaryota; Metazoa; Hemichordata; Enteropneusta; Harrimaniidae. Gene Ontology annotation, molecular function: ubiquitin-protein transferase activity; protein binding.